AUGGCUUCGGCACUGCAAUCAGACCUCGAUGCGCUCUCGUCACUGCCCUCUUCGGUCCUUCAGAAGCUCAUCGACCCUACAUCCCAGCCUCCCCCGGCGUCGCCGUCCGCUGCCGACCAGCUCCGCGCCUUGGACCCGGCCAAGACCAACGUUGAGGCGAGCGUGUCUCUUUCUCGCGCGUAUGUGUCCGAGAUGAAGACACACGCUUUCGAGCUUGAGCCCGCGCAGAUUGGGGCUACAGGCGAGGACUAUGAUGGCAAGCGGGUCGAGGCAAUUCGUGCUUCUGCCGAGCAAGUCAAAGCCGCGGUGGACGAGUACGCGACCAUGGCACGCCCCAUCCCCGGAGACAAGUAG
Messenger RNA from Apiotrichum porosum, 354 nucleotides. RefSeq lists its product as uncharacterized. The transcript has a single exon. NCBI's taxonomy places the organism in Eukaryota, Fungi, Basidiomycota, Tremellomycetes, Trichosporonales, Trichosporonaceae. Bases 1 to 354 code for a protein of 117 amino acids. The record is from RefSeq and is a predicted model, not a curated record.